AGGGAUCAAGCGAUCUGGCAGCCGAGGUGGGAUUGAUCAUUAACCUGACCACUGGAUUUAUUGUGUACAGUGAUGCUGCGAGGAAGCAUUUCUCACUCUCUGCUCUCUAUGAGGACUUGUGAGAGACCUCUGUCUGUGUCUGACCAACUCAUCAUCCAGACCAGAGCUUGACUACAGCCAUCCGACUACAGCAUGCUCACCUGCCAUAGCUCUCAUUCCAGGGUGUCCCAGACAGGAAAGGCCAGAAGAGGUCAGACCCAGUCCGGCCACUCUUGUCAAAGUACCCUUGAGCCGGGAGGCCACCAGCACGUGAGCCAUGGCGAGGACCUAUGUGUUUCUGGUGCUGUCAGAGACUUGAAUUGCCCUGUGUGUCUGCAAAUGGCCACAUUCCCUGUGGAGACCAACUGUGGACACCUCUUCUGUGCUCCCUGUCUGAUAUCCUACUGGAAGCAUGGCUCCUGGUUAGAUGCCAUUAGCUGCCCUCUCUGUCGACAGAAGGUGAGUGUCCUGUGUCACCUCUUCACCGAGAGCCGCUCGGACUGCCAACAGCGGGAGGUUCUGAGCCACAUCAAAGACUACAACAAGCGUUAUUCUGGGGCCCCUCGCCGGGUGACGGACUACCUGUACGACAUGCCCUUGUUCCUGCACCUGGCGCUGCGUAGCUUGGGCAACAUGGGCGGCCUCGUGUGGCUCUUCCUGCUGAGGGUGGCCGUCUGCUGUUUCGGGGCGGCCGUGUCCCUGGCUUCCCCUCUAGAGGGCGCCUCGGGACCCUUCAGCGGAGCACUGGGGCUUCUGGAUGACCUGGUGGUGGUCUUCCUUCUCCUCAUCUGUGUCAUUAAUAUCAACCAGCAGAUGGCGCCAGACGCAACAGCCAGGAAUCGCACAGCAACACAAGGUGUGCUGACCGACACCUUAUUGUGACACCUUAUGGCCCAACGACAAGGACUGUCAAACAAGAUUGUUUACUUCCAAUAAGUUAUUGCUGGAUACAGCUAUAUAUGUAUAUAUAUAUUACAUACAGCUAUAUACAGGGCUGUGUUUUAAAGUAUAGCACAAUGUGCAUUAUGUGUGUUAAGAAGACAAUGGGACUUGAGUCUUAAAGAAACGGACUUGAGCAGAAUAUGUUAGUAUAGGUUGAAUGUUUACGUAAUUUGAGGGAUUUGUUAUAAAGUAUGUACUCACAAGAACAUCACUGAGGAGGACGUUUAAGGAAGUAUGUGGCCGGUGAAUAAAUAUGCUAAAUGCAGAGAAAAUGACUGAAAUUGUGUCUGGACUAAAAGUUGAACUUCUUCGUAUUACUCAUGAUUUUACUCAGUUUUGCUCAUGUAGUUUACAGACUGCGCCUGAGGUUCCCUCAGUGAGAGGUCCUGGAGUAAAGUGAGACUAACUGAGGGACAUGUUCAAAUCCAUUGUCAAAACACAGCCCACAAACUUGACUAAACCAUUGAAAUGUGAAUCCUUUGACUUAAAUAUGUUGAGUUGAGUACAAUUGUACCUAUUUUAAUGUACAAGCAUUUUGAGUUGGUUCAUACUGUAAUCCUAUCCCUGAGAAGGCCUGGUUGAUGUUAAUAACAGUAAAUGUAUUGUGAUAUUGUAAAUACAUGGAUAUUAACUGUAUCUGUAUGUAAAGUUGUAAUAAAUAAACAAUUUAUU
Sardina pilchardus (European sardine) is the source of this 1653-nucleotide messenger RNA. Its product is annotated as RING-HC_RNF170 domain-containing protein. The transcript has 6 exons. The record is from RefSeq and is a predicted model, not a curated record. The coding region runs from base 193 to 921 and encodes 242 amino acids. NCBI's taxonomy places the organism in Eukaryota, Metazoa, Chordata, Actinopteri, Clupeiformes, Clupeidae. Gene Ontology annotation, molecular function: ubiquitin protein ligase activity; metal ion binding.